Molecule: messenger RNA, 2087 nt
Organism: Macrobrachium nipponense
Lineage: Eukaryota; Metazoa; Arthropoda; Malacostraca; Decapoda; Palaemonidae
Product: lysosomal proton-coupled steroid conjugate and bile acid symporter SLC46A3-like
Exons: 2
Coding region: 73-1521 (482 amino acids)
Biological process (GO): transmembrane transport
Cellular component (GO): membrane
Molecular function (GO): transmembrane transporter activity
Source: RefSeq, a predicted model, not a curated record
CUGAUUGAGCAAAGUGCUUCGCUGCAUUUCGAGCCUUCAUCUCUCUCUCCCUGCGUCCAGUCAGCAGCCAAAAUGGCGCGCGCCAGACGCUCCCGCAGGCUCCUCGACUGCCUCAGCGCCAUCACGAUCGAGCCGAUGCUCUUCGUUAAGACUAUGGCCACCGACGCCUCUUACGCGACGUUCCAGAACAUGAGGCUCGACCGGUUCUGCCAGGUAACGCUGGGUUACUCAGCCGAAGUGUGCGACAGCUUGAGCGACGGACAUCACCAGGACGCCGAAGUGGAAGUGCAGAAGCUGGCCAACGUCUUCAACUUCUACAGCAGACUGAUCUCGAGCAUUAUUCCAGUCCUGAUGAUCUCGUUCAUCGCGGCCUGGAGUGACCGGAGGGGCAGGAGGAUGCCGAUCCUUUUGGGCCUCUUUGGCCUCGCCCUCUCUGCCGGCACUUAUUUCUUGGUGUCCUUUUUCCCCUCCUGGCCUCCGGAAGUUCUGUACGUGGCGGCAUUCUGUAACUCCCUCGGGGGUAUUCCGUUGUUCUACAUGGCCGCCUACGGCUACGUCGCAGACAAGUCGGAGAUUUGCUCACGGACGAAACGCCUCGCCAUCGUGAGAGGCAUCUGGUUACUUGGAACUCCUGCCGGUACAACCACAGGAACUCUCAUCUUUAGUGCGGGAGGGUACACGUGGGUAACUGGCGUUUGCACGAUUCUCUACGUACUGUGUUUUGUCUACUCGGCAAUCAUCAUAAAAGACAAUGAAAAACCAAGAGAUGGGGGUGGAGGAACGGCAAAGCAACGCCCUUUGUACAGCCCUAUGAACGUUGUGGACUUGUUCUGCACCUGUUUCAGAAAACGCCAAGGGAGGGGUCGUCUUCACAUCUCGACACUCAUGUGCAUGAUGCUCUUUUGCAACAGCACAGUGGUACAAAAUAUCAUCUACCUCUGGGGGUUGCGAGUUCUCAACUGGGACAUCUAUUCCUACAGUAUCUUCUCCAUUACUAAUGACGUCAGUCAGGCGGUUAUGAUACUGCUCUUGACUCCCGCGUUCUUGUAUUUCCGUCUGCACGACUGUUCUCUGGGGGGGAUAACCGCAGUGCUUGUGUUCACCCGGCUCUUGGCACUGGGCAUGACCACUAAGCCGAGUCAGUGGUGGGUGCCCUACCUCUUCAUUUUGAUUCCAGACGAAUAUCUCAGCAUCGCUAUCAGGAGUCUCAUGUCGAAGAUCUGUGAGAAGGACGAGAUCGGCCGCGUGUUCGCCAUGUUGGCUGUCCUGGAGGUCUUCUGGCCCAUCGUCGACAGCGCCAUCUUCACGAGCGUCUACGGAGCCACGAUCGAGUUCUACCCGUCGUUCGAGCACCUCGUGGGAGCCGGAUUCGCCUUCCUUGGGAUCGCGGGAUUCCUGGGCCUGAGGCUGUCCCUCAACAACGACCAGAUCCGAGCGCUGAAGAAGAAGAAGAAGAUGAUGAUCAUCGACGCAGAGAAGGCCGCAGUGGUCAAAAGUCACCCGGUUUUGGUCAGAACCUGAAUCGAGUCGUUUCGAUCAAAGCGUGGCGUGACAUAGUACUACUCAUCUCAGGCUGGUGCUGCAGAGGGCAUUCAAGAUUUGCAACUUUAUAGAUCCGAUAGAAUUGUUAUUAUUUAAUUAUUCUAACGAAGGGGGAAAGAAUUUUGUACUUCAGGAGUGAUUGAUGAAUUGACUGAUUUAUAUAGACUUUUGUUUGUUUGUAUGGUGUUUUUUUCACGUUGCAUGGAACCAGUAUGGGUAUUCAGCAACGGGACCAGCGGCUUUAUACGUGACUUCCGAACCACGUCAAGAGUGAACUUCUAUCACCAGAAAUACACAUCUCUCACACCUCAAUGGAAUGCCCGAGAAUCGAACUCGCGGCCACCGAGGUGGCACGCCAACACCAUACCGACCACGCCACUGAGACGCUUUUAUAUAUAUAUAUAUAUAUAUAUAUAAUAUAUAUAUAUAUAUAUAUAUAUAUAUAUUUAUAUAUUCUCCCGUACAUGCCAAGCAUUGGAGGCAACUACAAGGCCAUUCAGCGCUGAAACGGAAAUAAGACAGUGACUAGGCUUUGAAAGGCGUAA